Messenger RNA from Verticillium alfalfae VaMs.102, 1182 nucleotides. RefSeq lists its product as hypothetical. Gene Ontology annotation, molecular function: palmitoyl-(protein) hydrolase activity. Bases 1 to 1182 code for a protein of 393 amino acids. The transcript is spliced from 2 exons. The record is from RefSeq and is a predicted model, not a curated record. Gene Ontology annotation, cellular component: membrane. Lineage: Eukaryota; Fungi; Ascomycota; Sordariomycetes; Glomerellales; Plectosphaerellaceae.
AUGGCAAGGAUGGCACUGAAGGCGGUGCGCGCCUCUGUUUGCCAUUCGAAUGCUUCUAGAGUCUCAAGCUGCACAGGCUCCUCCUCGCUGCGAUGCACCACGCCUCGCGCUGUUCUAUCACCAGCGCGCUUCACCAUCUUGCCCCGGACUCCCAAACGACACCUACAAACACAAGUCUUCUGGCUCCCGCCACUCAUGUUCGUCGGGCUUUUGGGCUCGCUCUGGAUAUGGAAAUGCAUGAUGAUGGUGGUGUUCCAGAACAAGAUCAUAUACAUGCCGGGUCUGCCGCCGAACGCACGUCGCGAGCGCAUUGAGGACUACGCCCGACAAUGUGGAGGCAUAUCAUGGCAGGCGCGUAGGAUACGAGCUGCCGAUGGCACGGAUCUGUCCGUUUGCAUGACGAGUGUAGAGUGCGGUGGCUCAAAAGCUGGCGCAUCGUCACAUGCUGCUGGGCGCGGCCUUGCAACUCCGGGUUUACAUUCUCUACUUUCAGGGUUGCAGGAUCUAUCCUGGGUCUUGAGGGUACUGCAAGGCUCGAGCCAGCCGGCACACUAUACAAUGGUGUGUUUGAGUUACAGAGGAUACUGGACAUCGCGUGGGCGCCCGUCCGAGAAAGGCAUCAACCUUGACGCACAAGCCGCGCUUCGAUUUGUCGGCCAGAUCCAUGCAGAGUCUUAUGGAGAGGAUGGUCCAAAGCCACUCAUCGUCUUCUGGGGUCAGAGCAUCGGGUCUGGAGUCGCGACGAACCUUGCUGCUUGGGAGGAGUGUUCAAAGUCUCUAAAACCCGGCGCCCUUGUCCUCGAGACGCCUUUCACAUCCAUAAGGGCAAUGCUGUUGGCGCUAUAUCCUCCUAAAUGGGUCCCUUAUCGCUAUCUUUGGCCUUUCCUUCGCAACCAUCUGGAUUCCUUGAAGAACUUUGAGAUGAUAGCUGCGCGUCGGGGCGAUACGACAGGUGAACCAUACAUAACACUGAUAGAGGGGGGUAGGGACGAGCUGGUCCCAGCGGAGCAUGGAGCUCAGUUGCAACAACGGUGUAUCGAACUCGGAUUGCCGGUAGAGAAGAAGACGGUACAAGGCGCCUUUCACAACGAUGUCAUGUUCCGUGCCGAGGGCCGGAAGGCCGUGGCAGAGGCCAUUGAGAGAGCGGUUGUGGCUCGAGCGCAAGUGCGAGACGAGGCCUAA